AGGCUGGCAUUGCUGGCAGUCCUGGCAGACAGGCAGCUCAAACUGCUUUGGCACAUCUUGUUGUGGACUGCAAGAUGAGAAAGUCAAUGCUCUUCCUUGGCUUUCUUCUUGUUUUCCUUGGCCUGGCUCUGCCAGGCACCCAGGGAAAAAUAAUUUCCAAAUGUGAGAUGGUGAAGAUCCUGCGUCGGAAUGGCUUUCAGGGCUUCGAGGGCACAACUGUUGCUGACUGGAUGUGCCUGGUGAAACAUGAGAGUGACUAUAACACAAGAGCAUACAAUAACAAUGGUCCAAGCAGGGACUAUGGCAUCUUCCAGAUCAACAGCAAGUACUGGUGCAAUGAUGGCAAGACCCCUGGAUCCAAGAAUGCCUGCCGCAUCAGUUGCUCAAAACUGCAAGAUGAUAAUAUUGAGGAUGACAUUCAGUGUGCCAAGAAGAUUGCCCGGGAGGCUCACGGCCUCAGCCCCUGGUAUGGCUGGAAAAACCAUUGCCGGGGCAGAGACCUGAGUUCCUUUGUCAGAGGUUGCUGAAUCACUGCACAGGUGUUGAUUGUUUCCUCAGGACCACCAGAGGUGGAGAAUGACAGCAUUUGGGAAGGAGGCCAGGGAAAUGCAUGGGUGUGGGGAAUUAAAAACAGUAUAUUAUUAAGACAGAGUGGGUACUGGCUAGUGCUAACUCUGGAGGCUUUCACUGCUGCAAUGCAAACAGAGAACUUACAGCUCACAGCAUAAUAAAAACAGGUGUAGCAAUAAGCCACUGCA
Messenger RNA from Serinus canaria (Common canary), 758 nucleotides. RefSeq names its product lysozyme (gene LYZ). NCBI's taxonomy places the organism in Eukaryota, Metazoa, Chordata, Aves, Passeriformes, Fringillidae. The record is from RefSeq and is a predicted model, not a curated record. The coding region runs from base 75 to 527 and encodes 150 amino acids. The transcript has 4 exons. Gene Ontology annotation, molecular function: lysozyme activity.